Molecule: messenger RNA, 1527 nt
Organism: Fibroporia radiculosa
Lineage: Eukaryota; Fungi; Basidiomycota; Agaricomycetes; Polyporales; Fibroporiaceae
Exons: 10
Coding region: 1-1527 (508 amino acids)
Molecular function (GO): iron ion binding; oxidoreductase activity, acting on paired donors, with incorporation or reduction of molecular oxygen; heme binding
Source: RefSeq, a predicted model, not a curated record
AUGUAUGCAGUGAUCGGCUAUAUUCUAUUCGCCUUGCUAGUCUCUUGGUUCUACGUUCGUAGAAGACUCGAUCCCCUGUAUUCUAUCCCCGCAGUUGGACCCUCCUGGCCACUCAUAUCCUAUCUGGGAGCAUUCAAAUUCGCUCGUCAUGCGAGGGAAAUGCUGCAAGAAGGGUACGAUAAGUACAAGGGUUCUGUAUUCAGGAUCUCUAUGCUGGAUCGCUGGGCUGUUAUUUUCUGCGGUACUGCAAUGAAUGAAGAGCUGCAGAAGCUACCAGACGAUCAGAUGUCCUUCCUCGGAGCCGUGGAAGAAGUAGUUCAACACAAGUAUACAAUUGCGGAAGAAGUGGUUUCAGACCCGUUUCAUAUAAACAUCAUCCGAGGACCUCUUACUCGCAAUCUGGCAGCGUUACUGCCUGCUAUAGUUGACGAGAUCGAUGCUUCUUUCCGGGAACUGAUUCCGACUCAUGGAAAUGAAUGGGUAACCAUUUCUGCAGUUCCUCUCAUGGCCCGAAUUGUGUGUCGUGUUAGUAACCGGGUAUUUGUUGGCAUGCCAACCUGCAGAAACAGUGAAUUGUUGGAUAUCGUUAUCAACUUCACGCGAGAUGUCGCUAAAGGACGAUUCAUGCUCAGUUUUGUCCCUAUUAUAUUGAAACCGCAAGUUCCAUUCAAAUUCGGUUUGCGUCCGCUUUCUGACGAAGCAUGCAGGCUUGUGGGGCCAUUGUUACCAUGGUCACGAAGAGCUCUGAAACAAUUUUCCGUGAUCAUGAAGCCGGUCGUAGAAGACCGUAUGCGGCAGAUCGAAGAACAUGGGAAAGAGUGGGCAGAAAGGCCGAAUGUUUUGAUGACAUGGCUUGUGGAAGAAGCCAUCCGUCUGGGGAAAUCAGCUGACUUGAUCGUGCAAGCUCUGCUAGUAUCCAAUUUCGUGGCGAACCAUACCUCCACUAUUAGUGUUACACAUGCCCUAUAUCAUCUAGCUGCAUCCCCGGAAUAUAUUCAACCUCUUCGGGAAGAAAUUGAUGCUGUUUUGAAGACGGAAGGAUGGACCAAGGUCGGGAUAGGCAAGAUGUGGAAACUCGACAGCUUCAUGAGAGAAUCCCAGCGACUGAAUGGGAUCAGUGGCACGUUGAAAGACGUCACGCUCUCGGACGGAACUCUCAUCCCGGCUGGAACGCUCUGCGGGGCUGCAGCUGCAGGCACACAUCACGACGAGGAGAAUUACAACCGACCGCAUCUCUUCGAUCCUUUCCGAUUCUCGGAUAAGCGGUUCGAUGAAGAUGAGCAAGUGAAGCACCAGUAUGUCACCACAUCACCACAAUACAUACCAUUUGGCCACGGCAGGCAUGCAUGUCCAGGUCGCUUUUUUGCUGCAAACGAACUCAAGGCCGUGGUAGCAUAUUUCAUUGUGAACUACGAUGUCAUGUUCCCAGGCGGAGGAGAACGGCCGGGAAAUGUGUGGUUCGGUUCCUCAGUCAUACCAGACCAGACGGCACAGAUCAUGUUCCGCAAACGACAGCGCAUCAAGUAA